AACACCGGUCUCAAAGCGGGGACGCUGAAAUAUGAUAUCGGCUGCGAGAGAGGGCUGGCUCCUCCCGUCAAAUGAGAAAAACCAUAUUCUCCUCCCGGUGGUAUACAAAUCGCUUGCAGAAGCAAAGAAUGGAAGGAACACCAGGUCUCAGCUCGCCAUCCUCUGUACUAGAGAAAGGAGAAAAUGAGAGUUCUUCCGCUUGAGGAGCUACCAAAGAAAGGUCCAAAUUAUAUCGUGCAAAACACCAUGAAGAAUUCUACAUGGGGGGAUCGCAGCCGGUUGUGAGAGUGGUUGGUACACUUCGCAUCAGCACACGCCUGUAGCCGGGCCUUCAAGGGGCUCCUUUAUUGAGGAUCGACGUCUCCUCUAGGUAAUUGAUCACCACAGACCCAGGGACCCUCGACUCAUCGUCGAGGGAGGGUAAUCAUCAUGAAUAAUCAAAAUGCUGUCGCCGCGCUCCUGCAAGAGUGUGAGCGAGCGCUGGACCGGCUCUCGGUGGCGGCGCCAGCUGUGUCCGAGGAGGACAAGAGGGAGGACCUGCGAUGCCGAGCUUCACUCUCCAGAGAGCUAAGGACCCUGAUCCAGGAGGCAAAGGAAAUGAAGUGGCCCUUCGUGCCUGAGAAGUGGCAGUACAAACAAGCCCUACUCCCAGAGGACAAAACAAACCUGCAAGACGUGAUUGGCGCCGAGCUGCAGCAGCUGCUGGUGAAUCUCCCUCCCUGCGGCUCAGCAAGCCUCAUCAGAGCUACCCGGACCUGGAAAUCUUCCCAGCCCCUGACCACUCGCUUUCCAGGGGUGAGCUUUUACUACCCCUGCACCGCGAGAGGCUGCCGCUGUCCAGGGAAGCUCUUGAAGGCAGAGUGCAUCCUGAGCAGCCUCAUCAGCAACAACGGAGCGACAGGUGCCUGGCUCUACAGGAAUGAAAGUGACCAGGCCCUGGUGCAGUCGGUCUGCCUACAGAUCAGAGGGCAGAUUCUGCAGAAGCUCGGCAUGUGGUACGAAGCUGCAGAGCUGACAGCGGCCUCCAUCGCGGGAUACCUGACGCUCCCUCAACCAGAUAAAAAGGGCCUGUCCACGUCGCUGGGAAUACUGGCAGACAUCUUUGUUUCCAUGAGCAAGAACGACUAUGAAAAAUUUAAAAACGACCCACAGAUCAACUUGGCCUUGCUCCAGGACUUUGACCACCAGCUGCUGGCAGCAGCGGAGGCCUGCAAGCUGGCGGCAGCCCUCAGUGCCUACACACCCCUGUUCGUGCUCACGGCAGUGAACAUCCGUGGUACAUGCUUGCUGUCCUACAGCAGCUCCAGGGACUGCCCUCCAGACCGGAAGAGCUCGUAUCUGUGUGAGGCCAAGGAGGCCUUCGAGAUCGGCCUCCUGACCAAGAAGGACGACAAGGCGCACGUGGGAAAGCAGGAGCUCCACAGCCUGCUCAAGGCGGCCUUCAGCCUCACCACCGUGCACCGGAGACUCCACGGGGACACGGAGGCCACGCGCACGGCCAGCCGGCUCUGUCUGCAGGCCCUGGGGGCGCUGUACAGGUUCGGCUCCUCCUCAGGAAGUCAGGACAGAGAUGCCCUGUCCCUGGAAGUGCUGUCAGGGGUCAGCCUGGUGAAGGGCCUCCUGCAGGCCCAGGGCGUCUCCAAUGUGGACCACAGAUCCCACGUUUCGGAGAGUUUCCAGUGCAGUCUGGACAGGCCUAUCGUGCUUGGGAGAGUGGAUUUCCAAGGCAUGCUCGCAGCCCACUCGCAGCACCACGCCUCUCUGUGUGAGGUUUUUGGAAGCACCUGCGGAAACAGCAGGAAUCAAGAGGAAAACGCGAAAACAGAAGUCUGCAUCACGGCCUUAAGCACGGACACUGCAACGCUGGACACUGUGAGCCCAGCCUCCUCCCCGGGGGCAGCAGGUGGGGAGGAGAAGCCGGGGAGGGCGGGGAGGAGAGACCGGGCCAGCUCUGAGGCCCUCCCAGACGCCCCGGACCGAGAGGGGGACGGCCUUGCUCGUGCCCCCUCGGGGCCCUCCUGCGCUUGUCCACCAGACCCUGGUCAUCCCGCGCAAGAGGAAGCCUUCGAAACCCUCGAUUUCCAAGAAAUCGGCUGUGGUGUCCCAGGCAGGCUUAGGGCGGAGACGGCAGAGGAAGUCGGUGCCUGGGGCGCAGGCCCUGCGUGCACAGAUGUCCCCUCGUGGGUGGACAGCGCGGGAGAGACGGCAGAAGGCGCCCAGGAGGCGCCCUGGGGCAACAGGGCCAGGCUGCAGAGUGGCUCUUUCCCUCCCGGCUUCCGAGCGCAGCAUCCUGACUCGGGAGAGGCCCACGGCUGUGCGGAGGAGCUGGGCGUCGACCCCGAUGCCCCCACGGAGGAUGAGGAGGGCCACCUGCUGGGCAGCGCCCGGGUCCCCUCCACAGUUGGACCAGGUGCUCCGAGGCAGCCGCUGGGGCAAAGGGUGGGGACCCCCGGCUCCCUUACAGGCGGCAGCGCCCCCUUCCAGGUCCUCAGCCAGGACUGUGCCACCACGGAGGAAGGAGACACCGCAGGACACGCGCCCAGCUGCAGCCAGAGCCCGGGCUCCUCCCUGGCGUGGCUGCUGAAGUCGCCUGCUCUGUCCUGCGGCUCCUGCAACGGGGAGAACUCCUGGUCCUUCCUGGACUCGAGUGGCAGCUCCGUGGCAUCCUGGCCAGGGGUGACGCGGCAGGAGGCCUUGGAGGCUCGGACCCUGCAGCCCGCUGAGCUGGAGAAGCUGCUGGCCGGCGUGGGCCGCGGCUGGCUGCUGCAGAGGCUGGAGAAGAUGGGCGUGUUCGAGCCCAGCCAGCUUCACAGGGCUCACAAUGCUCUUCUGUUAAAAUACUCCAAAAAGUCUGAGCUGUGGACAGCCCAAGAAACUGCUGUGUAUUUGGGGGACUAUCUGAAGGUGAAGAAGAAAGGCAAACAGAGAAAUGCUUUCUGGGUUCACUAUCUUCACCAAGAAGAAACGCUGGGAAGGUAUAUUGGGAAGGAGUACAAAGAGCGGAAGGGGCUCUGGCACCACUUUGCUGAUGUGGAGAGGCAGAUGACUGCCCAGCACUACGUGACCCAGUUUAACAAGAGACUCUACGAGCAGAAGAUCCAGACACAGAUGUUCUACAUCCCAUCCGCAGUGUUACUGAUUUUAGAAGGCAGCACAAUAAAGGGAUGCAUCAGUGUGGAACCUUACAUCCUGGGAGAAUUUGUAAAGUUAUCAAAUAACACAAAAGUGGUGAAAACAGAAUACAAAGCCACGGAAUAUGGCUUGGCUUAUGGCCAUUUUUCUUAUGAGUUUUCUAACCAUAGAGAUGUUGUGGUUGAUUUACAAGGUUGGGUGACUGGGAAUGGAAAGGGGCUCAUCUACCUCACAGAUCCUCAGAUUCACUCUGUUGAUCACAAAGCUGUCACUGCCAAUUUUGGAAAGAGAGGAAUUUUUUACUUCUUUAAUGACCAGCAUGUGAAAUGUAAUGAAAUAUGCCAUCGUCUUUCUUUGACUAGACCUUCAGUAGAGAAACCAAGUUAGCCGUGGACUGUGGAUUGAUUAUAUGACCACCUCUCUCUCUGCUCACUGGGAUCAAGUUUGUGCCUUCCAGGGACAUACGAGCUGGCGGUGUGGUCCUGCAGGGCUUGGCCAGGCCAUGGCUUGAGCCGGCCGUGAGCGGGUGAGAAGACCACCUUCAGGCCUGUGUUUGGCUGGCAGUACAAGAUGGUGUGCUUCGCUUCCCCUCUGACACAGGGACCAAGGGUGUGUCAUGAGGUAGCGGCUAAUGGGCAUCAGUCCUGCAGGAAAGACAAGAUGGAAAACAGCACCGCUGACCCACAACAGAUCCAAAGCACAGCUGAAAAAUAAACUUUUGUCUAGGCCAUUGAGGUGUUGGAGCUUUUGGUCAUUAUCUGUCAAGACUGACACUAUCGCAGCUUUUUCCCAUUGAUUUAACUGUUCUUCACGUAUUAAAGAAUUCAGGGGUUUGUGAUACGAAUUCCAUUUUUUUGUGUGUGUUUUGACAUUUAGCUUUACAUAAAGCUUUUAUCAAUGCUGAAUGUUUUAUGUAGUUGCAUCAUCAAUCUUUUCUUACAUGGCUCCUUCUCUUCAACUCUCACAUGAGUUCUUGCAGAGAAGUCAUGCCUGUGGAGGCUGUGGGAGAAGACAAGCACCCAUUCAUAGCCACCACAGCCCACCCCUUUGUACCACACAGAUUCGCUUCCUCACACGGCUCUAGGAAGCGGUUUUUUUGAGGUCUUGCAGAGACAGGUACAGAAGAGAUGUGGGUGAGAUGAAGUGAUUCUGCCUCCACAGUUCCUCUCUGGGGCCAGAGCUGGUGCUCACUAAAUUCAUCCUAAAUUUCCCACAGCCUUAACUCUGACUUCAAGAGGUCUGGACGGCUUAGCAGGUGAUGGAACUCGAACUUAUGUAGAUGAAAGGUCUGAAUCCAUGCAAUCCCCUCUCAGGCUGGGGUUGCUGCCCCCUGCUCUUCACAAGUGUAGCUGGGGCAAGGAGACCCACUCGGAGGUCCCGCGAUGGGAAUCAAGUGACUGUCACCGCCAGCCCCUCCUCUCUGGACCCACCAGUGUGCUCAGGGGGAAGUCGCGUCUCCCCGCCGUGUUCUCGGCCCACGACUAAGCUCAGGAAGGAGCUGGUCCCAGAAUACUCGGACCAGCACGAAACCAGAACAUUCCUGAAGUUGUGCUGCCAUGUGGGGUCCCAGCCCAUUCACCGUCUCCUUUUGUAGCUGUCACAGUGGUAGCAGAUCUCCCUGCCUGCUUUACUCUCCUGCACUGAUUCUCUACAGUCAACUCCAACAACACAUACCUUUCAUGUCUAAUCUUUCCUGGUGCCCACUUCUUGAAGAACCCAACUAAUGCUCACCACUCCCUUCUCACAGCUGACACAGUUCGUGUGUGUCCACCCUGCCCUCCCACCACACUGUGGCCUCUUCCUAGUCACCUAGCGAUGGCCUUGCACCAACCAGAACAAUCACACCCAGUGGUUCCACGUCCUCGAAGCCACUCCUUAGCCAG
This is a messenger RNA of Fukomys damarensis (Damara mole-rat), 5015 nucleotides long. RefSeq names its product alpha kinase 1 (gene Alpk1). The transcript has 19 exons. Gene Ontology annotation, biological process: protein phosphorylation. Bases 430 to 3519 code for a protein of 1029 amino acids. Lineage: Eukaryota; Metazoa; Chordata; Mammalia; Rodentia; Bathyergidae. Gene Ontology annotation, molecular function: ATP binding; protein serine/threonine kinase activity. The record is from RefSeq and is a predicted model, not a curated record.